AGAGGCUGAGCUCCCGGGACCCGCAGCGGAGCGACCGGCGGGCGCCGCGCCGAGGCACCACGGGGCGCCGCGUUCCUGGCGGCUCGCACGCAGGUAAAUAAAGGCAGCUAAAGCUGACUGCUGGUUGUGCAAAAUCCCCCUGGCUCUUCUGGCUAAAGUCCUACCACUCCCUGUACCUGGCAGCCUGUCUUCUGGGCCUCACCUACACACGUCUGGGUAGGAGCCAGUUGUCUCCAUCCAUCCACAGCCAUGAAUUUCCUCCGUCGACGUCUCUCUGACAGCAGCUUCGUGGCCAACCUGCCUAAUGGCUACAUGACGGACCUGCAACGCCCAGAUAGCUCGACCAGCUCACCUGCUUCCCCAGCCAUGGAGAGGAGGCAUCCCCAGCCCCUGGCUGCCUCCUUCUCCUCUCCAGGAUCCAGCAUUUUUAGCUCCCUCUCCAGUGCCAUGAAGCAGGCCCCUCAGGCUUCCUCAGGGCUAAUGGAGCCUCCAGGUCUCUCCACGCCUGUUGUUCAAAGACCCAGGAUCCUGUUGGUGAUUGACGAUGCCCAUACAGACUGGUCCAAGUAUUUCCAUGGGAAGAAGGUGAAUGGAGAGAUCGAGAUCCGAGUAGAGCAGGCUGAAUUCUCAGAGUUGAACCUAGCGGCCUAUGUGACAGGGGGCUGCAUGGUGGACAUGCAGGUCGUGAGAAAUGGGACCAAAGUGGUGAGCAGAUCCUUCAAGCCAGACUUCAUCUUGGUCCGCCAGCACGCCUACAGCAUGGCCCUGGGGGAAGACUACCGCAGCCUGGUCAUCGGCCUGCAGUAUGGAGGACUGCCUGCUGUCAACUCUCUCUACUCUGUCUACAACUUCUGCAGCAAGCCCUGGGUGUUCUCUCAACUCAUUAAGAUCUUCCAUUCCCUGGGUCCUGAGAAGUUCCCGCUUGUGGAGCAAACAUUUUUCCCCAACCAUAAGCCAAUGGUCACAGCUCCACACUUCCCGGUGGUGGUCAAGCUGGGACAUGCCCACGCUGGAAUGGGAAAGAUCAAAGUGGAAAACCAGCUUGACUUCCAGGACAUCACCAGCGUGGUCGCCAUGGCCAAAACCUAUGCCACCACCGAGGCCUUCAUCGACUCCAAGUAUGACAUCCGCGUCCAGAAAAUUGGAUCCAACUACAAGGCAUACAUGAGAACCUCUAUCUCUGGGAACUGGAAGGCCAACACAGGCUCUGCCAUGCUGGAGCAGGUAGCCAUGACGGAGAGGUACAGGCUGUGGGUGGACAGCUGCUCGGAGAUGUUUGGCGGCCUGGAUAUCUGUGCUGUCAAGGCCGUCCACAGCAAGGAUGGCAGAGAUUACAUCAUAGAGGUAAUGGACAGCUCAAUGCCGCUGAUUGGAGAGCACGUGGAAGAGGACAAACAGCUGAUGGCCGACCUUGUUGUCUCCAAAAUGAGCCAACUCCUGAUGCCAGGAGGCACAGCGCCCUCGCCCCUGAGACCUUGGGCUCCACAGACUAAAUCAGUGAAAUCUCCUGGGCAAGCCCAGCUGGGGCCUCAGUUAGGACAGCCCCAGCCACGCCCACCUCCACAAGGAGGCCCUCGCCAAGCUCAGUCUCCUCAGCCCCAGAGAUCUGGAAGCCCCUCCCAACAGAGGCUCUCCCCACAAGGCCAGCAGCCCCUGAGCCCCCAGUCGGGAUCUCCACAGCAGCAAAGGUCACCAGGCUCUCCGCAGCUCUCCCGGGCAUCCAGUGGCAGCUCCCCAAAUCAGGCCUCCAAGCCAGGUGCCACCCUCACCUCACAGCCCCGGCCCCCUGUGCAGGGCCGCAGCACCUCCCAGCAGGGUGAAGAGUCCAAGAAGCCAGCACCACCUCAUCCACAUCUCAACAAAUCUCAGUCCCUGACUAACAGCCUCAGCACAUCCGACACCUCCCAGCGUGGGAACCCCAGUGAAGAUGAAGCCAAGGCCGAAACCAUCCGCAACCUGAGGAAGUCUUUCGCCAGCCUGUUCUCUGACUAACGCCAUCCAGGCUGGGACGGGAAGAGUGCUCUGCUACACUCGUCCCCCUCCUGCCUCAUCUUCCUUCUCAGCCUUGGUUCCUGAUGGGAACAGAAUGGAGGGCCUGAGAACAUACUUUCUAAAUGCCUUUGACCCAGG
Messenger RNA from Saimiri boliviensis boliviensis (Bolivian squirrel monkey), 2130 nucleotides. It is a transcript of the gene SYN3, whose product is annotated as synapsin III. Gene Ontology annotation, biological process: neurotransmitter secretion. NCBI's taxonomy places the organism in Eukaryota, Metazoa, Chordata, Mammalia, Primates, Cebidae. Gene Ontology annotation, molecular function: ATP binding. The record is from RefSeq and is a predicted model, not a curated record. Gene Ontology annotation, cellular component: synaptic vesicle membrane; synaptic vesicle.